Drosophila melanogaster (fruit fly) is the source of this 1927-nucleotide messenger RNA. RefSeq names its product death related ICE-like caspase (gene Drice). The record is from RefSeq and is marked reviewed. The coding region runs from base 241 to 1260 and encodes 339 amino acids. Gene Ontology annotation, biological process: neuron remodeling; nurse cell apoptotic process; proteolysis. Gene Ontology annotation, molecular function: BIR domain binding; cysteine-type endopeptidase activity; cysteine-type peptidase activity. The transcript has a single exon. NCBI's taxonomy places the organism in Eukaryota, Metazoa, Arthropoda, Insecta, Diptera, Drosophilidae.
GCGCUAUUUGGUGUUUUUCAACUGCCAACAACGGUCUUACAGAAUUAAAGACAAAAACGCAAUCGACUAAAGUAAUUAGUUAAUAACUAGCUGUCUUUGUUGCGCGUAAACACGGACUUUCCCCAGAACGAAGCUAAUUUGCCCAAGUCGUGCAUCCAAGCUUUUCACAGAUUUGGAAAAACCUGUUUCGCAGUGCUUGUGACUCAUCAGUUUUCGCAGGCUCAAGGAGAGAACUUAGCCAUGGACGCCACUAACAAUGGAGAAUCCGCCGACCAGGUGGGCAUCAGGGUGGGCAAUCCGGAGCAGCCCAACGAUCACACAGAUGCCCUGGGCUCCGUGGGAUCCGGAGGAGCGGGUAGCAGCGGCCUGGUCGCAGGAUCCUCGCAUCCUUACGGCAGCGGAGCCAUUGGGCAGCUGGCCAACGGGUACAGCUCACCCUCGUCCAGCUACCGUAAGAAUGUAGCCAAAAUGGUCACCGACCGCCAUGCAGCCGAGUACAACAUGCGCCACAAGAACCGCGGAAUGGCACUGAUCUUCAACCAUGAGCACUUCGAGGUGCCCACCUUGAAGUCUCGCGCGGGAACCAAUGUGGACUGCGAGAAUCUGACUCGGGUGCUCAAGCAGCUGGACUUCGAAGUGACCGUGUACAAGGACUGCCGCUACAAGGACAUUUUGAGGACAAUCGAGUAUGCAGCGUCGCAGAAUCACAGCGAUAGUGAUUGCAUCCUGGUCGCCAUCCUGUCGCACGGCGAGAUGGGCUACAUCUACGCCAAGGACACACAGUACAAGCUGGAUAACAUCUGGAGCUUCUUCACGGCCAAUCACUGCCCCUCGCUAGCCGGCAAACCCAAGUUGUUCUUCAUACAGGCCUGCCAGGGCGACAGAUUGGAUGGCGGAGUGACCAUGCAGCGUUCUCAGACGGAAACCGAUGGCGACUCCUCGAUGAGCUACAAGAUUCCAGUGCACGCCGACUUUCUGAUCGCCUACUCGACGGUUCCUGGAUUCUAUUCGUGGCGCAACACCACCCGCGGCAGCUGGUUCAUGCAGAGCCUGUGCGCCGAACUGGCGGCCAAUGGCAAGCGGCUGGACAUCCUGACCCUGCUCACAUUCGUGUGCCAGCGGGUGGCCGUGGACUUUGAGUCCUGCACCCCGGACACUCCGGAGAUGCACCAGCAGAAGCAGAUACCCUGCAUAACCACCAUGCUGACGCGCAUUCUGCGUUUCAGCGACAAGCAGUUGGCACCAGCCGGACGGGUUUGAUGGCUAAUGGUAUGGAUCAAACGGUGGGUACGGCGAGGUGUGUGAUAAACCAAGUCGCAAUUAAGUUAGAACCUCAUGGGCUAUCGGCCUUGCAGCAUAUUUUUUAUACAACACUUUUUUAACCUGCCCAAUUGCUCGACGAGAUUGGUGCCACUGCCCGUUUUAUUUUAUUUAGGCACAAAGUAUCUUUCGAUUGACAUUUAUUAAUGUCGCAUUUACUCGUCUGUAUUUAUAUUUUUUGGGGUGGGUAGAGUAGAUCGAUUUAACUUAGAAAUCUAAGAGGUUUUUACUCCGGCCAAAAUUUUUUGACAAUUUUAACUUGCCAACUGAACAAAGACGAUCUCAAAAUUUUAAAUUCUCUACUAAACCUUAUCAUAGAACAACUUGCGCCUCUUUGAUUCUCGAUCAGGAAUGUCGGCCCACCCUUAUCUAUAUCUACCUUAGACCAUUUACAGACAAGACCUUUUUACAAUUUUAUACACAUAGAUAUCUUUAUAGUAUAAGCCUGUGUGUCAUGGUCGUCCAAAACGAAAACAAACGAUUUUAGCCUGUAGUCGAGUGUUUUAUGAACAAUAUAUACUAUUUCUAUGCCAUUUGUACUCUUAUAUAAUGCACAUUAGCAAAUGUUCUCCUUUCAAGUUAACCGCUAAUAAAUCCGAUUGAAAAC